This is a messenger RNA of Vitis riparia (riverbank grape), 2434 nucleotides long. RefSeq names its product protein EXECUTER 2, chloroplastic. NCBI's taxonomy places the organism in Eukaryota, Viridiplantae, Streptophyta, Magnoliopsida, Vitales, Vitaceae. The record is from RefSeq and is a predicted model, not a curated record. Bases 73 to 2043 code for a protein of 656 amino acids. The transcript is spliced from 11 exons. Gene Ontology annotation, biological process: response to singlet oxygen; singlet oxygen-mediated programmed cell death. Gene Ontology annotation, cellular component: thylakoid membrane.
GAAUUAUCCGGCGAUUCUAUCCAUAUAUCAAAAGACGAUAAAAGGAGGAGGAGAAAGAGAGAGGAGAGAGAGAUGGCGCUGACAAAUGCCUGGGGCAUGGGGCACAUAGCCUCCAUGACUCAGUUCAGGCCUUCCAAGUCCUGUUCUGAUGUCCUGUUAUCUUCUAAGAGAUCUUCGAAUCUCAAGCUCGGCUUCUUCUUUGGUUGGGGUCUGGGUUGUUCUGUGUACCACAAGCCGGCGGAUUUCAGGCCCCGCAAGAGUCCCAAUCUGUGUUGCCGUUGCAGCAACAACCCCACCAUUGCGAAUAACGGGAAUAGCAGCUCUUCUUCUGGAUGGGAUUGGAAUCAAUGGAGUCGGCAUUUCUCUGAAAUUGAGCAGGCUGAGAGCUUUGCUUCUGUUCUCAAGUUUCAACUAGAGGAUGCAAUUGAAAGGGAAGACUUUGAGGAAGCUGCCAAGUUGAAAAUGGCCAUUGCAGAGGCUAUGUCAAUGGAUAGCGUUACUGAAAUCAUGUCUCAGUUGAAGAAUGCAAUAGAUGAAGAGCGCUACCAUGAUGCUUCAAAGUUGUGUAGACAUACAGCUAGUGGACUGGUUGGGUGGUGGGUAGGCUGCUCUGCUGAUUCUGAUGAUCCCUUCGGCAGAUUAGUUCAUAUAACACCUGGAGUGGGAAGAUUUGUUGGCAGGAGUUACAGUCCUAGACAACUGGUUACUGCAUCUGCAGGAACUCCACUGUUUGAAAUUUUUGUGGUCAAAGAUUCUGAUGAUAAGUACAUUAUGCAGGUAGUAUAUUUGCAGCGAGCCAAGGGAAGUACAGUGAACCCUACAAGUUUGACAUCCAGGCCCACAAAAGGCUCAUCCUCUUCUGAAACUGAGACUGCAUCUGUAGUAGACAUUCAGGGGAAUGAAGGUAAGACAGAGAAAAGAGAGGAGAAGGGCAUAAGUAUUGAGGGGGCAACUGAGGAAGGGAUAAAAAGCGUGAUAAAUUUUCUCAAAGAUAAAAUUCCAGAAUUGAAAGUCAAAGUCAUGAAAAUUAAUGUUCCUGAUGAAGUGAUAGAGGAUGGUGAUUCUGUGAAGCAGUUCAUGCAAGAAGAUGAUGAGAAGACACAAUCUAGUGAGGAUUCUGAAGAUGAAGCUGAUGACUUGGACAAGAUUCAGCCAGAUGAGGUUGCUCUGGGAGGAGGUAGUAACACAGCAGAAGAUGGCCAGAAUUUGGAUAUGAAGCUUUUUAUUGGUGGGGUUUUGCAUAAUAAAGAGGAUACAUCUUCUAAGGAUGAUUACGUGCGUCAACCAGCUGAAAUUAGAGACAUGGAAAGAGAUUCUUUUGUGCUACAUGUUCCUGUGAGAAGUCAAGAUCAUGAUAUUGGAGAAAAUAAGGUGUCCAAGGUCAAAGUGGCAGCAAUAGCAGCUCAGGGCAUUUCUGAACUCAUGCCUUCUGAAGUGGCUAAAGCAUUUUGGAGUGCUGAUAAAGUUUCUCCAAAGGUUUCUAGAGAUGUACGUGAAAUUGUCAAACUCGCUGUUAGUCAGGCACAGAAGCGGAAUAGACUAUCUGAGCAUACAAGUUUUAGUCGGAUUACCACUUCCAAAGGCAGCUUAGAUCCAUUUGAUGGCCUCUAUGUCGGUGCAUUUGGCCCUUAUGGAACUGAGGUGGUACAACUAAGGUGUAAAUUUGGCAACUGGAAUGGAGGGGAUGACAAUGAUAAGUCUUCAGAUGUUGAGUUCUUUGAAUAUGUCGAGGCAGUGAAGCUAACAGGAGAUCUUAAUGUUCCUGCUGGGCAGGUGACCUUUCGUGCUAAAAUUGGGAAAGGGAGUCGUAUCCCCAAUCGUGGAAUGUAUCCAGAUGAGUUGGGCGUGGUUGCAAGUUACAGCGGUCAAGGAAGAAUAGCUGAAUUUGGAUUCCGCAAUCCCCAAUGGGUUGAUGGUGAACUUCUCCAACUCAGUGGCAAGGGCAUGGGACCAUAUGUCCGAGGCGCAGAUCUUGGUUUCCUUUAUGUUGUUCCUGAGCAAAGUUUCCUUGUGCUGUUCAACCGUUUGAAACUACCCGAAUGAGCCAUGACCUAUAAUCUGUUUAACCUGACACCCCUUUGAUUAGGCCGGACUUGGGAGUCUUUAGAGGCUGAGAAGAGAGGUUUUUUAUAUGGUGUUUUGAGGGAAGAAGGCAGUUUAUCCUCACUACGAAGUUAUCACUUUGUAUGUAUCAUUAUAUGCCUUUAUGGGAACCUUUCCCUUUUCCCUUUUCCCCACUUAUUUGCUGAGAUGUAUAUCAGUUUUGCUUCCUGACCAAGUAUAGAGUGACUAGUGGUAAUAUAAUGCUGUUUAAGGGUCAUUUGCCGUGUGGUUGUAAGGUAUUCCUUAGCUUCUUUGUUUACAUUUUUUCUGUAAUAUUUGAUGAGCCUGUUUCCACUUUUAUUUUUUAUACAAACUGAAUUGCGUGCAUGAA